Messenger RNA from Dioscorea cayenensis subsp. rotundata (Guinea yam), 1511 nucleotides. RefSeq lists its product as uncharacterized. Lineage: Eukaryota; Viridiplantae; Streptophyta; Magnoliopsida; Dioscoreales; Dioscoreaceae. The record is from RefSeq and is a predicted model, not a curated record. The coding region runs from base 50 to 1288 and encodes 412 amino acids. The transcript has a single exon.
ACAACAUCAACAACAAGAAGAAGCAACAACAAGAAGAAGUAAGUAGAUCAUGGGGUGUAUCUCCUCCAAGCUCUUAGCCACCACUGAUCUUGACAACGGCUUCCUCUUCGGCGAUCGCCGCACCUCCGGCGAGGCCCCAAACCACAUCGUUUCCCUCACUUCCACCACUUAUGGUGUCUUGAAUCUAGAUGAACCCAAAUCCAAAGAACAAGACAAGGAAACCAAACCAUGGAGGAAAUCUCCUCCAACUCCACUUAUCAUCCCUUCUCAUUUCAAGAACAAAGUCACUUGUGAAGAAGAGCAACCAGAGAUCAUCAAUGUGAGGGAUCUCAUGGAGGAUUUGGAUGAUGGCACACCCUUUUGGACUCCAUUGAAGAGGCUUGAUAGAACUAUGACUCCUAAACAACGUAUGCCCACUCCUGGAACCAUCCCGUCGCCGAGGAAGAACAGGAGGAGGUUGUUCUCCGGCAAGGAGAACAACAAGGAGAACAACAACUCACCCAAACCAGAAAGGUCAGUUCUUGAUCCAAAUAGAGUUGUUUUAAAACCAUUUAAUUCUUCAGAAAAGGUAAAGAAGUGGAUAGGCCCAAUCCCAUCCAUUCAUAGCAAGAGCACUCCAGUUGAUGCUAAAGUUCAGAAAUUGAAAGAAAGUUCAGGGAGUUGUAGCUCAAGAAGAAGUUUAAGCCCUUUUUUUGAUCCAGAACUUGUGGAUUCAUUUGAGAGGGAGUUAUGUGAAGAAGGAGAGCAGAUAAAGAAGAUGGUAAACCCCCAUCCAAGAAUAAAGAAAGCUCGAGAUUCUUCGGCUUUGUUGCUUGAGUCUUUUGAAGAGAAGUGCCCUCCAGGAGGUGCCAAUGCUGUUGUUCUUUAUACAACAACUCUGAGAGGGAUUCGGAAAACUUUCGAGGAUUGUAAUGCCGUUCGAUCUGCGAUUGAGAUCAAUGAAGUGCAGGUGAUUGAGAGGGAUAUAUCAAUGGACUCUGGGUAUAGAGAGGAACUAAGAGAGUUGAUGGGGAGGAAGGAAGUGAAAGUUCCAAUGGUGUUUGUGAAGGGGAAGCUGAUUGGUGGUGCUGAUGAGGUGUUGAGGCUAGAAGAGGAAGGGAAACUGAGGUUGUUGUUGGAUGGAAUACCGAAAGCCGAAUUAUGGUGUGAAGGGUGUGGAGGAAUGAGGUUUGUGAUGUGCAUGGAGUGCAGUGGGAGUUGCAAAGUGUUGGAUGAGGAGCAGAAGAAGAUGGUUAAAUGUGGACAAUGCAAUGAGAAUGGUUUGAUACAUUGCCCCAUUUGCUGUUGAUCUCUUGUGGAUUAUAUACACUACUUCACUUCUUGUCUGAUUAUUUGAUGUUUAUUUCCACAGUUUUUGUUUUCUUUUUUUUUAUGUUGGAUGAUAUCUCAGACUGAUACACUGCUAGUUAUCAAAGAGAUUUGUGACUAUCUCUCCCUCUCUGUUUGAUGAGAAAUACAGAGGGUUGUGUACUCUGAAAUUGCUGUGAAAUUUUAUUUAAUUUGUAUUUCAA